This is a messenger RNA of Owenia fusiformis, 401 nucleotides long. Lineage: Eukaryota; Metazoa; Annelida; Polychaeta; Sabellida; Oweniidae. The record is from the annotation of a GenBank genome assembly.
UGAAAGGCAUCAUACGGAAGAAAACUACCGCGCCCAAGCAAAUACAAUGGCCGGACGUCUGUUAAUACUAGCCUUAGCUUUCCUGACUGUCAAUGGAAAGAACACAUGCGAACACCUUAAAUUGUCGGGUAUGUCCUUAUAUUUCAAUGGCAUAUAUGGGAACAGAAACACUCCGCAUGGUCAGAUGCCUACAUAUGCCCACAUCGACGUCAAAGAUACUUUUCUGUACUACUCAGUGGAUGAGAGCAAAUGGAUGAUCGACGAUGAUUUUGUUGAUUCUCACGUUUUUGCACAUUCCGCCACUACAUCGACAUCCAAUCCAGUUUUAUCGAAUUCGUGGACUGCGGCGGUGGCUACAUGGAAAAAUCAACCAGAUGCUAGAUUUAAAUGUUUAGAUUCAG